Syzygium oleosum is the source of this 1057-nucleotide messenger RNA. Its product is annotated as PRA1 family protein B3-like. Bases 149 to 811 code for a protein of 220 amino acids. The transcript has a single exon. Gene Ontology annotation, cellular component: Golgi apparatus; endoplasmic reticulum. Gene Ontology annotation, biological process: vesicle-mediated transport. The record is from RefSeq and is a predicted model, not a curated record. Lineage: Eukaryota; Viridiplantae; Streptophyta; Magnoliopsida; Myrtales; Myrtaceae.
CUUUUAGCUUCUCGCUAUCAUCAGAUCUCCCUUCCUCUCUCUCUGUGUCUCUGCUUGCGCGCUUCCCAGAAGAUCUCCGUCCAUCGCCGUCGCAACUCCUCCCCCUCCGCGCGCGGCCGUCGCCGCCGACGCCCCGCCACGCGCCGCGAUGGCCUCAGCCCCGACCCUCCCGAUCUCCUCCCAAUCCGCCGCCGCGGGGGCGGGGGCGGGGGCUCAGCCCCAGCCGGCCAUCGCCACGCACGCCCUCCGCGCGUUCGUCUCCCGCCUCUCCUCCUCCCUCCGGCAGGGCCUCUCCCAGCGCCGCCCCUGGUCCGAGCUCCUCGACCGGUCCGCCAUGGCCCGGCCCGACAACCUCACCGAGGCCGCCUCCCGGAUCCGCAAGAACGCCUCCUACUUCAAGGUCAACUACAUCGCCCUCCUCGCCGUCGUGCUCGCCCUCUCGCUCGUCACUCACCCGUUCUCCCUCCUCGUGCUGCUCUCCCUCCUCGCCGCGUGGAUCUUCCUCUACCUGUUCCGAUCGUCCGAUCAGCCGCUGGUCGUCUACGGCCGCACGUUCUCCGACCGCGAGGUGCUGGGGAUUCUCGUCCUCCUGACCAUCGUCGUGGUGUUCUUGACCACCGUUGGUUCGCUGUUGAUCUCCGCGUUGAUGAUUGGAGUCGCUAUCGUGUGCGCGCACGGUGCGUUCAGGGUUCCUGAGGAUCUGUUCUUGGACGAUGAGCAGCCUGCAAAUGCCGGAUUGCUGUCGUUCCUCAGCGGUGCCGCCUCGUCCGCUGCCGCAGCGGCUGCACCGGCAGUUGCCGCACGGGUGUAGAGCUGGGUUGUAUAAUCGAUCUAUGGGGUUGGUCAGGUUAAUUUGAUCUCCCUAUCCUUUUAGUAUGGUAAAGUGAUGAUUCAUUUGUUGUUAGGGUUUUGGACUUGUUUUGGUUUAGGUCGGUUUGAUUCUUGCGUCAGAAUUCGGUGUAAGAUCUUGUGACUUUUCUUUGAUGAAGUUAGAUCUAUGAAUUCUUCUAAAUGUGAGAUCUUGAUUUCUUUUCGAAAAUGAAUUCUUUAAUCCUGA